AUGAUGUGCGAAAUGGGGAGCGGGAGACGGAAAAAUGCGUCAGAGGGGGAGUGCUUCGGAGGAGAAGAUGCUGGUAGGGCUAAGGAUGUACAAGGAGAAAAUGAAGACCUUUUAGUGCUAGUGGCGUUUGCCGUACCACCGGGUGAUGAAGGCUGGCCACAAACACUGUGGGGAUACAGGCUUGGUGGGGCAGUGAAUAGACUUGGGGGUCGAUCUAAGCUCCAAGGAGGCAAGCAGACUUUGUCGAUACAGAUGGCUGACGAGCUGAAGAAAAUGGGUUUUGUUCCAGACGUGGUGCUGUUCAAAUGGGAUCAUUAUGUUCUACCCAGUCUACGCCAGUUCCUGACGCUGCAUGGUAUUACGGAUGUUCCGCGAGAUUUUGUAGUGCCGACUAGGGAUGAAUCAUAG
This is a messenger RNA of Phytophthora nicotianae INRA-310, 408 nucleotides long. RefSeq lists its product as hypothetical. The transcript has a single exon. Bases 1 to 408 code for a protein of 135 amino acids. Lineage: Eukaryota; Oomycota; Peronosporomycetes; Peronosporales; Peronosporaceae. The record is from RefSeq and is a predicted model, not a curated record.